Messenger RNA from Exophiala viscosa, 906 nucleotides. RefSeq lists its product as uncharacterized. Gene Ontology annotation, cellular component: cytoplasm. The record is from RefSeq and is a predicted model, not a curated record. Gene Ontology annotation, molecular function: oxidoreductase activity, acting on the CH-OH group of donors, NAD or NADP as acceptor. The transcript is spliced from 3 exons. Lineage: Eukaryota; Fungi; Ascomycota; Eurotiomycetes; Chaetothyriales; Herpotrichiellaceae. Bases 1 to 906 code for a protein of 301 amino acids.
AUGGCAGCAGCAGACGCAAGGCUUGACGGUAAGACCGUGACUGUCACAGGUGGAGCCAAUGGCAUAGGCGCAGAAAUCGUUCGGAUCUACCACGCUCUCGGUGCCAGUGUGGUCAUUGCAGAUCUCUCAUCAUCAGAAGCCUCUGCACACUCCCUCGUGGACAGCCUCAGCAAUCCAAGCAAGGCCUUAUUCAUCCCUGUCAAUAUAACUGUCUGGACAGAAAUGUCAGCUUUAUUCCAGAAGACCAAAUCGCACUUCGGGCAGAUCGAUCUCGUCGUGGCCAACGCCGGUAUAAUGGAGACGCGUAGCUUCUUCGACUUCGAGACAGACGGAGGCGGGGGCCUGGUGGAGGACAAGGGUAUAUAUCGAGUCAUCGAUGUCAAUCUGAAAGGCACCAUGAACACCCUCCGUUUGGCAAUGUUUCACAUGAAGUCCAAUCCUGUCGAUCAGGACGGUUUCAGAGGCUCGAUAGUCCUUACAUCCUCGACCUCAGGCUUCUUCAGCGGUACCGCCGUUGUCUCAUACGUUGCAUCAAAGCAUGGUGUCGUCGGCUUGCUCCGGUCCUCGCAAACCGUAGCGAAGGAGUACGGUGUCCGAGUUAAUAGUGUGGCCCCUUUUAUAACGCCGACUUUUAUCACAGAGGGGUACUCCACCCUGUACAAGGAGCGAGGAUUACCUGUGAACAGGCCUGAAGAUGUUGCUUCCGCGAUCAUCAGGACAUCGGUCGAUGUGCAAAGUCAAGGCAGAUGUUUUCUGAUUUAUGGCGGCAACACCAAGGAAAUCGAGGAGCCGAGAACAGCUGCAGUGGCGUCAUACAUGGGCGAGGACGUCAAGAAGGUGAUGGAUGAGGCCAAGAAGUUCUUCGAUGGGCUUGGAGGGUAUCCGCUUCCACGUCUUAGGAUCUAG